UUUAGGUUCAUUUAUUUUUUAAUUUUUUAGAUAAAUUUUUCCAUGGAGCGUGGCCAAAGUCGUGCAAGACAAUGGCGUCAAUCAUUGAGUCCUGAAGAACAUCAAAGAUAUCUAGCUCGACGACGUCUAAUAGCACAAGAAAAAAGACAACAAAUUCCAACUCUAUAUGAUGAUCAUACUAUGACAUCCCCCAGUAACAUACAACAAGAAAUUCCUGGUCCCAAUAAUAUACAAGAACGGGUUCAGUUGGCUAACUAUGAUGUUGAGGUCGACCCCAGUAAUAUAGAACAACAAAUUCCUGAACAAAUUGAGCAUGAAAGCGCGAAUUCAAGGGUUUUGUCAGAUAUCACAAAUCAUGAUGACCAAACUUCUACUAGAAUGCGUACUCAUAUGGGACAGUUAGCACAUUCAAAUAGGUCACAAAUAUCUUAUGGGAUGCUCUCAAUUCCUCCCCACAAUGGUUGCCAAUUAUCUGCUCCAACCACAUGUCCGUACUGCUAUGCACGAUUGUUUGCUCGAGAAACUUUGAAUAUGUGUUGCUUGAAAGGAAGAAUUGUUUUACCCCCAAUACAAUCCCCACCAGAAAUGGUUGCUCUUUUCUCUGACCAAACAAAUGAGGGUAGACACUUCAGGCAAAAAAUUCGAGCUUACAAUCAUGCAUUUGCAUUCACUUCAAUGGGAGUACACGUGGAUGAAAGAAUUAAUAUUGGUGGUCGUGGGAUUUACACAUUUCGUGCUCAAGGUGCAUUAUAUCAUAAGAUUGGUGGACUUUUACCAAAUGAAGGGAACAGACCGCGAUUUUUACAAGCUUAUAUAUAUGACACUGAGCAUGAAGUUGAAAACCGAAUGUGUGAAAGUGAAGUUUUAGAUAGACGUGUGGUUGAAAAGAUACAACAUAUGUUGAACAACCAUAAUCCUUUUGUUCAUACAUUGCGAAGCCUCGGACAACGCCAAGAUUUGCCGAAUUGCAAGUUGAUCCUAAAAGAGCAACCAAUAGAUCGGCGUCAGUAUACUCUACCAUCAGCAUCACAAGUUGCGGCAAUUAUAAUAGACGGAGAUAAUGCCACAAUUGCAAAUGGAAGGGAUAUCGUGGUGGAGACAAUUAGUGGAAGACUUUCUCACGUCCGAGACUAUGUUGGAUUUUAUGAUCCCUUACAAUAUCCACUAUUGCUGCCUUACGGUACAUAUGGAUGGGAUGUUAACAGUCGUGAUGAUGGUGGAAGAGCAAUAACAUGUUGUGACUAUUAUGCUUAUAUGUUACAGAUACGCCAUAAUGGAUCAUCACUUUUGCUUCGAGGUGGACGUCUCUUGCAACAAUAUGUUGUAGAUAACUACAUUAAAAUUGAAUCACAAAAACUUAGAUGGUUGCGUUCUAAUCAAGCCACUGUUAGAGCGGAUCUCUACAAAGGACUUGAAGACUCUCUAAAUGCAGGUCAACACAAUGCAGGUAGCAUCGGGCGUAGAAUUAUUUUACCAUCAUCAUUUGUUGGAAGCCCACGUGACAUGUACCAACGAUAUCAAGACGCAAUGACUUUGGUUCAAAGAUUCGGAAAGCCAGAUCUUUUUAUUACCAUGACAUGUAACCCAAGUUGGGAAGAAAUCAAAAGCGAAUUACUCGCUGGACAAACUCCACAAGAUCGCCCUGACUUACUCACUAGAGUAUUUCGUGCAAAACUUGAGCAACUAAAAGAAGACAUCAUUGAAAAGGGGGUAUUGGGCAAUGUUGUUGCUUACGCAUACGUUAUUGAGUUUCAGAAACGUGGUCUUCCACAUGUGCAUAUGCUGGUUGUGUUAGAUGAAAAUGAUAAGAUCAAUAACCCAGAUGAGUAUGACCGAAUUGUUAGAGCUGAAAUACCAAAUGAAGAUGUAGAGCCUCAACUUUAUAAUGUGGUGUUAAAGCAUAUGAUUCAUGGCCCGUGUGGGAUUCAUAAUCCUCUAUCUCCAUGUAUGAAAAAUGGGAGUUGUAAGAGAAAGUUUCCCAAACCAUUUGCACCAGUCACCGUUCAAGGGAAUGAUUCGUAUCCAAUUUAUCAAAGGCGAGGAAAUCGAUUGCCCGUCUCACUUAAUCGACAAGGAAACAUAAUGGUUGAUAAUAGUUGGGUCAUUCCGUAUAAUCCAUGGUUGCUGUUAAGGUAUGAUUGUCACAUCAAUGUCGAAAUUUGCGCAAGCAUAAAAAGUGUCAAGUACUUAUAUAAGUAUGUUUACAAAGGCCCAGACAGAGUAACAGUUGAAGUGCAAUCAGACCCUCAAUACGAUGAAAUAAAGCAGUUUCAGGAUGCAAGAUGGGUUUGCGCACCAGAGGCAUUAUGGAAAAUAUUCAAGUUCAUUAUUAAUCGAAUUUAUCCAUCUGUUGAGCGAAUGCAAAUACAUCUUCCUAAUAUGCACCAAGUUCAGUUUCGUGCCGAUGAAAGCAUAACAAAUAUUCUACAUGAUGAGAGUACAAGAAAGACAAUGUUGACUGAAUUUUUUACACUUAAUCAUGUGGAUGCAGAAGCGCGACAUUAUUUAUACAUGGAGAUACCAUCACAUUACAGAUGGAUUCAAGCUCAAAGAAAGUGGUCUAAAAGAAAGAAUCGUAACAAGGUUAUUGGGCGAAUAUAUGCAGUUUCACCUGCUGAAGGCGAAAAAUUUUACCUUCGGAUUCUUCUUAAUCAUGUUAGAGGACCAACAUCCUUCACAAACUUGAGAACAGUUAAUGGGGUUUUGCAUCCAACAUUUAAGCAGGCAGCAGAACAACGAGGUUUGUUAGAAAGAGAUGACAGUAUUCGACAAUGUUUGUUAGAGGCCUCCACAAUUCAGAUGCCGUCGGCUUUAAGAAGAUUAUUCGUCACCAUAUUGGUAUAUUGUGCACCAAUUGGUGUUCGAGGGUUAUGGGAUGAGUUCUGUCCAUUCAUGAUGGAAGAUUAUGUUUCCAUGACUAACAUAACUCCCACACUUGCUACCAACAUACUCUUGCGUGAGUUGAACAUACUUUUGGUUCAAUUUAACAAGAGUAUAAACGAGUUUGAUUUGCCCCAAAUGACAAGAGGAAAUGAAUCAAGUUCAGGAAUGACGGGAUGUAUUGAAGAUGAAAUAUCCAUAUGUAUUCCACAACAAGAUCUUGAUGCAAUUGAACGCUUAAAUGAUGACCAAAAAAGUGCGUUUAACAUAAUAAUGGGUGCAGUUCAACGAUCGGAUAAUGCAACUUUUUUUGUGGAUGGUCCCGGUGGAACUGGAAAAACUUACUUAUAUCGUGCAUUGUUAGCAAGCUUGAGAAGGUUGGGGCACAUAGUAUUAGCAACAGCAUCAUCUGGAAUAGCAGCUACGAUAUUGCCUGGUGGGAGGACAGCACAUUCUAAAUUCAAGAUACCACUUAGUCUCGAUGCAUCAUCGAUGUGUUCGAUCGGUAAACAAUCUGAUUUAGCAAAGCUAAUACAAAAGGCAAAGGCAAUUAUUUGGGAUGAAGCAACAAUGACGCAUCGUCAUGCAUUUGAAGCACUCGAUCGAACGUUCAGAGACUUAACAGAUAUUGACUUACCAUUUGGGGGGAAAAUAAUGAUAUUUGGGGGAGAUUUUCGACAAGUUCUUCCUAUGUUAUUAUGGAUGAUAUGGUAA
Messenger RNA from Pyrus x bretschneideri (Chinese white pear), 3594 nucleotides. RefSeq lists its product as uncharacterized. The coding region runs from base 43 to 3594 and encodes 1183 amino acids. NCBI's taxonomy places the organism in Eukaryota, Viridiplantae, Streptophyta, Magnoliopsida, Rosales, Rosaceae. The transcript is spliced from 7 exons. Gene Ontology annotation, molecular function: DNA helicase activity. The record is from RefSeq and is a predicted model, not a curated record. Gene Ontology annotation, biological process: DNA repair; telomere maintenance.